AAUGGUUGUAAUAAACCCGUGCAGCCUGUACGUCAUUAUUAAAUUCAAUUCGACAUAUUAAAAUUCAGGUGCGUGUUGUACGUAUUAACAUUGCGGUUGUAGAUGAAUUGAAUUUUCGACAAAUAGUGUUCGUUCAUCAAGGAAAUGUGAAGAAGCAACGAGGUGUUAGUUAAAGCCACUCCGUUCCAAUUUAUACGAAGGUUGACCCAUUUAGGGAGUCAAACAAAAUAACUCUUUGUUUGACUAAGAUUAUCUCCAACUCUUCGUAAAUAUUGGGAAUUACUUAAUUACUAAAGUACUCGAAGAAUCUAUGUUUGAAAUUCCCAAAUAAGUCAACCCUCGUAUAAAUUAGGUCUGAGAUUAUAACUUUUUCCUGCAGAGAUGUGAGGGGUGGAAUAUCUUGUGAAGACUCGAGGUUAAGCUGUUUUAUCACGUGAAUGCUUUUAAGAUUCAUGUAGCAGAGAAAACAACCUAACACCGCUCCCUAUUUACUUCAUUCACGCCUUGCAUGUCUUACUUUAUCAACUUUGUUUUCUAGUCACUUGAAUUAUUUAUUCAUACUAAAACAUAGUCACCCCACAUAUGUUGUUAGUCUGAUGAAAAAAUCCCUUGGGAUAAUAUGAAGGACUUAUCUUUCUUUCAGUUGAAAAAUAUGAUGGGAGCUAAGAUGAGGAAAGGCUUUAAAAACUUCUGUAAUAACGAUACCUCUACUUCCACACUCAAUCAUCAAACCCGUCCCGUCUCAUCUCCUUAUAUUAUGGACACUAGUGCCACUCUACGGGGGACUAGUGAUCUACGGGUAAACGAAAGGGAAAGCCCGACAACGUUGGAGGAGAUGUUGCUCCAAUUAGACAUGGAGGAGAAAAUGGCAAGAAGAGAAAAACUGAACGAAUAUGAGCCGCAUGUCCGACAUAGAAUGUCAUGUGUCAACAGUUCUGACAUUCUACGAACAGCAAGGAAUGCGUUAAACCAGUAUCCUCGAUUCUCUCUUGAUGGCAAAGAUGCCAUGUACAGGUCUUCUUUCCGCGACAUGUCUCCUUUAGUAAGCACAAGUACUGUUGGUGCAAGAAAAUCAGUAUGCUGUAACCGCGAGCUGAGGAACAUGAAAACUCAAACUCAGAACAUGCCAUCGAUGAUAGCAGGAGAGAGAGUGAUUUGGUGUAAACCGGGAGUAGUAGCAAAGCUAAUGGGACUUGAGGCCAUGCCAAUGUCAAUGCGGAGAAAGUAUAACAAGGAUAGUACAGUGAGUGCAAUUAUCAAAAGGCAAAACUUGAGGAAAAAAGCAGAAAGGUAUGAGAUGGAGCAUAAGAGAUCAAGAGGAAGGGGAACGGGCUGUGGUGGGCGCAACUCUAGAGAGAUGAAUGAGAAUAUGACGAGCUCUUGUUCAAGAAAUGGAUACUGUGUAAUGAAGCCCGUGGCAGUGGAGGAUUACCAAGAAGUAGGCUGGCCAAUGCGAGGCGGGGUUUUGUACAGAAAUAACGAUGCCAUGUAAGAUAAAAAUGUCAAAAAAACAUAUACAAGAGGACUAUCCUUUCUGUGGGUCAAUUAAUUUGAUCGUAUCUUUAUGUUUUUCUAAAUAAUUGGAUACAGGAAUAUAUGUGUAUAAACUUUCAUAUGGGGAUCCAGAGUUAUGUACCUGAACAAGUUUUAAACUGGAAGUAGCGACGUAGCAAAAUUGUGUGAGGUCUAAUUAGUAAAGACCUCUUAAUAAAGCUUCUGAUUUCAUACUACUAUCCUGAACAGAUAAAAGAGCAAUUGCAUGCCUUGAUCAUAUUAUUCAUAUCACUAAGGGAGAAUCGUCAAUCUAUGUCGAAAUCUUUAGGACAGAUUAGACGAAAGUUUCCCCAACCCCAGAAAUCAGGAACAAAAAAACACCGCAGCAGAAAAAACAAGACCAGUAUUUCGGAGAAAGAAAUUUUGAAGCACCAUAGCACGUUCAAAGACCAUGGUCAAGAAGUUAACUAAUCUAUGCAUCACCUCGUCAUAUAUAAUUUGAAAUGUGUUGUGAAUAAAGAUUUCUCGAUCAUCUAUGUACCAGAAAAAAAAAAUAGAAAGAACAAACUGAUAUCUUUUCCUUUAGUUGGUUCUGGGGAAACUACUAAGUGAAUGAAUUUCAAUACUUCAAUGUCCAAACAUGUCUUCUUAUUAUUCGUUCUCCUAGAGAUAUCUCAAAAUCCUGAACAACAGUACUUAAAUCAGAUAACUAGGAAAAGUAGGGAUAAAGGGGUUAACAAUAAGGAAAAAUAAAUAGUACUAAUUAAGUAAAACAGCAGAUUUAGCGUGAGAAAUGGUCACAAGACAUUGAUUAGCUAGGCCUCCUAAUUAUUAAGCGUACGAUAACUACAAAUACUCACUUUUCCAGUUGACUAGUGAGGAAAAAGCAUGAAAAAAACCAAAAAGUCUUAAUUUACUUUGGCAUAAACAAGGGAACAACUAGGUGAAAAUGGACAUAUAAAAUAUGUGACAGAUGUUACAGCUAGCAACUUAAAGACAAUAGAAGUUUCCUUGAUUAGUAAAAAUCAGGCUCAUAGCCCUCGUUUUCCUUGUUAUUGCACUCGUCAGUAUACUUGCAGAAUGUAACUCUGAAGGCUAAGUACUAUAUGUCCAUUUUUCAAAUUAAAGCUCUUUCAUUCCCUUCUUCAACAGUUCCUAAUUUGUAUAUAUACAUAACAGGCUCUUAUUCUAAUCAAUGUUAUCCUGUCUGUGUUGAACUAGAUGCUCUUGAUGCAUUUAGAACCGAACUUGCAGAUCUAAACAAUGUAAUGCAGCGCUGGAAUCCGGAAUCAAUCAAUCCUUGUACCUGGUUGUAUGUCACUUGCCAUUCACGUAAUUCUGUGACACGACUGUAGGUCACCAUUUUAUUUUAUUAUUAUAAGAGAUUGGAUAUAUAUUCAUCAUUGUAGGAAAAUUACAUUUUUAGACCGUUAAAAAGAAUAAUAGCUAGCAAAUGUAUAUGUUUUGUAUAUGAAGUAUAAAAAUACAUAUAAUAUACAUAUUGUAUACAUGAAUAUACAUGUAAUAUACACAAUCAGGGUAUAAGGAAUGUAUAAUUUGGCUAGCAUCCGUACUUAGUUUCGGUCGAUGGGCUAAAAAAAAUAAUCCCUUGAUUGUAUUCUAAAUCUUAUGUAUCCUACAAUACAAAUGAAGGGACCUAGGUGGUGCUGGACUCUCUGGAUCUCUUGUGCCUCAGCUGGCGAAUCUAACUAAUCUCCAAUACUUGUAAGAUCAAGUAUUUAGCCACAUAGUAUGUGUUAUGAUGAAUCCGUGCGUUCAAUUUCUGUUUUAACUUGUAAUAAAAAAAAAUGGCAGAGAAUUGUCUAAUAAUUCAAUCAGUGGAGAAAUUCCAAGUGCAUUAGGGAAAUUGACAAGGCUGGUGAGCUUGGGGCUGGCUAACAAUCAAUUGACCGGUUCGAUUUCAGCAUCUUUUGGAAAUUCAAAAUCCUUGCGGUGGAUGUAAGCUAUUCCUUUCAUUUAUAAUACGAA
Molecule: messenger RNA, 3483 nt
Organism: Lycium barbarum (goji berry)
Lineage: Eukaryota; Viridiplantae; Streptophyta; Magnoliopsida; Solanales; Solanaceae
Exons: 1
Coding region: 620-1492 (290 amino acids)
Source: RefSeq, a predicted model, not a curated record